Triticum aestivum (bread wheat) is the source of this 1577-nucleotide messenger RNA. RefSeq names its product peroxidase 2. Lineage: Eukaryota; Viridiplantae; Streptophyta; Magnoliopsida; Poales; Poaceae. The coding region runs from base 43 to 1308 and encodes 421 amino acids. The transcript has 2 exons. Gene Ontology annotation, molecular function: heme binding; peroxidase activity. The record is from RefSeq and is a predicted model, not a curated record. Gene Ontology annotation, biological process: hydrogen peroxide catabolic process; response to oxidative stress.
CACGACAAACACCAGGAACAGCCCCCCGAGCUAGCGACGACCAUGGCCAAGCUCGCCUCCAUCCUGACUCUCAUCGCGCUGCUCGGCUGCGCGGCGCGUACCUGCCAAGCAGAUUACGGGAAUCCCACCCCUGUUCCGUCCGUACCGAGCAUAACUAGUCCCCCGCCGCCAUACACCCCGACUACACCUAGUCCUCCUCCACCAUACACCCCGAGCACACCUAGUCCUCCACCGCCCACCCCAGCUACCCCAAGUCCUCCACCACCAUACACCCCGACUACACCUAGUCCUCCACCGCCCACCCCAGCUACCCCAAGUCCUCCGCCGCCAUACACCCCGAGCACACCUAGCCCUCCACUGCCGACCCCUAGCCCACCGACCAAAGGACUCGCGGUCGGCUACUAUCAGAAGUCAUGCCCUCGCGCGGAAGACAUUGUGAGGGAAGUUGUGCGUGAUGCCAACGCCGGUAUCAUGGCUGGACUCAUCCGUCUCUUCUUCCAUGACUGCUUCGUCAGGGGUUGCGAUGCCUCCGUGCUUCUCGAUCAAGUAGACCCCAACAGCCCACCAGAGAAGUUGGGCGUCCCGAACCUGAGCCUGCGUGGCUUCGAGGUGAUUGAUGCCGCCAAGGCUAGAAUCGAGAAGGAGUGUGGGAGCGACGUAGUCUCAUGCGCUGAUGUCCUGGCCUUCGCUGGGCGUGAUGCCACCUACUUCCUUAGCAACAAGAAGGUCUACUUCAACAUGACAGCUGGCCGUUAUGAUGGACGUGUGUCUUUCAUGAAUGAAACACUCCCCAACCUGCCACCACCCUUCGGCACCGUGGACCAGCUCAAGGCCAACUUCGCCUCCAAGGGGCUGACUGCCGACGAGAUGGUUACACUCUCUGGUGCACACACCGUCGGAAUCUCCCAUUGCUCGUCCUUCAACUCAUCCUUCUCUGACCGCCUCAACCCAAGCACCUCCGACAUGGACCCCACACUAAUGAGCUCUCUCCGGGAGCAAUGCAAGUCAGACAAUGGGACCGACAACACGGUGGUGCAGGACAUCGAGACCCCUAACAAGGUCGACAACAAGUACUAUAAGAAUGUGCUUAGCCACAAGGUGCUCUUUGAUUCAGAUGCCGCGCUCAUGACGGCAGAUGAUACAAGUGCAGCGGUGCGUGCCAAUGCCAAGGACAACGAUGUGUGGGAGGAGAAGUUCAAGGAAGCCAUGGUAAGGAUGGGCGCUAUCGAAGUCAAGACCAGGGACGAUUUUUUCAAUGGUGCCGCUGUUGAGAUCAGGAGGAAUUGUCGCAUCGUCAACUCAUACUAAACUUGUUGAUCUUAUCGCAUCAUCGCUAGUUUUUCAACAGUAGAUUGAGAAUAAGCUCGUGCUUUCUCGGGUUUCCAUUGAUGUUUAUUUUGAUUACUUUUGUAAUGUUAUUAUUUUUUCCCUCUUGUUGUUUUUAUUAUUUCAUUUUAUUGCGGUGUGGCAUUUUGUUUUUCAACUUCGCCUGAUGAAAGUUGUUGUACAAGAAUUUGCUCCUUUAAUUCUUUGUUACUUAUAUUAACAUCAUAAUUAUCUUGCCGUGUUCCUAUGUC